This is a messenger RNA of Entamoeba histolytica HM-1:IMSS, 354 nucleotides long. RefSeq lists its product as uncharacterized. The transcript has a single exon. Bases 1 to 354 code for a protein of 117 amino acids. The record is from RefSeq and is a predicted model, not a curated record. NCBI's taxonomy places the organism in Eukaryota, Evosea, Mastigamoebida, Endamoebidae.
AUGAAAUUUGGAUUUAUCAAAAAGUUAAAGAAUAUAAUUAAGACAGCAGGAAAGAAAAUAGCAGGAAUAGGAGGGAAGUUAUAUAAAACAACAGGUAAUAUAACAACUAAAUUAAUUCCUAUUUCAAAAGGAAUAGCAUCAUUUCUUCCAGGUGGUGAAACAAUAGGAAAAUUAUUAGAAAGAAUACCAAAAUGGUAUGAAACAAAUGGAAAAGCACUCACAGAAAUUAGUGAAGGAAAGAAAAUAAAAGAUGUUAUUAAAGAUUAUGGAAAAACACUUUAUAAUGAUGUUCUUUUAAAUAAAAAGAAUUUAUCAGCACUAUCACCUUAUGAACAAGAAAAACUAACACAAUAA